CCCCCUCCCCCGCGCUCGGCUCCCGCAUCCCUCCAUCCUACCCUGUGCCGCAGCCGCAUCGCCACCGCAGCCCGGCAGAGCCGAGCCCGGCCCAGGCCCCUGCCCCUGCCCGGCCCUCAGCCCGCCGCCCCCGGCCCCGCCCCUGCCCGCAGGCUCCCCGCAGCGGCCGCGGCGCCCUCCUGCCCCCCCGGCGCCCCCAGACCCCGGCCUCCGGCACCAAGGCGGGAGACCGGGAGCAUCAGCAGAGGCAGGAGGACGAGGAGGAGGAGGAGGAGCCGUCGCAGGAUGAAGGAUCGGACUCAGGAGCUGCGGAGUGCGAAAGACAGUGAUGAUGAAGAGGAGGUGGUCCAUGUGGAUCGGGACCACUUUAUGGAUGAGUUCUUUGAACAGGUGGAAGAGAUCCGGGGCUGCAUUGAGAAACUGUCGGAGGAUGUGGAGCAGGUGAAAAAACAGCAUAGCGCCAUCCUGGCCGCCCCGAACCCAGAUGAGAAGACCAAACAGGAGCUGGAGGACCUCACUGCAGACAUCAAGAAGACGGCCAACAAGGUUCGGUCCAAAUUGAAAGCGAUCGAGCAAAGCAUUGAACAAGAGGAGGGGCUGAACCGUUCCUCCGCGGAUCUGCGCAUCCGCAAGACCCAGCACUCCACACUGUCCCGGAAGUUCGUGGAGGUAAUGACUGAAUAUAACGCGACCCAGUCCAAGUACCGAGACCGCUGCAAGGACCGGAUUCAGCGGCAACUGGAGAUCACUGGAAGGACCACAACCAACGAAGAACUGGAAGACAUGCUAGAGAGCGGGAAGCUGGCCAUCUUCACAGACGACAUCAAAAUGGACUCACAGAUGACAAAGCAGGCGCUGAACGAGAUUGAGACGAGGCACAAUGAGAUCAUCAAGUUGGAGACCAGCAUCCGAGAGCUGCACGACAUGUUUGUGGACAUGGCCAUGCUUGUGGAGAGCCAGGGAGAGAUGAUUGACCGCAUCGAGUACAAUGUGGAACAUUCCGUGGACUACGUGGAGCGAGCUGUGUCCGACACCAAGAAAGCCGUGAAAUAUCAGAGCAAGGCCCGGAGGAAGAAAAUCAUGAUCAUCAUUUGCUGUGUGGUGCUGGGGGUGGUCUUGGCGUCAUCCAUUGGGGGGACGCUCGGCUUGUAGGCCCCCCAACCUUUCUCUCUCCCAGACCCCUCCCCCACCACAUCGGGAGCAAUACCCCCACCACUCCUUUUACUCCAUCCCCUGCUCCAGGCUCACCCCCAUAACAGACCCAGGCAGCCCCACCCCUCCUCCACCCCCACAGCAGACCCUGGUGUCCCUGGACCUCACCGGGCCACGGACCCCCCGCCCCCGCACGUAGAUUGCAGCAGGCGUGAUUACACAUGCACACCAACAUGCAUGCCGCCGGCACAUGCUCGAGACGUGUGGACACCCCAGCGUGCGUGUGCGUGUGAUGUGUGUGAUGCACCAGAGCACCCCCCACCCCCACCUUGGGUAUGUAUGUGGUCUGAGCUUCCCCCUUCAUCGGGGCUGGUGUGUAGACUGCAGCCAGGGGUAACACAGCAGCCCACCACGCCCCCUCUUUCCUCUGUGAAUGGUGUGUGUGUGCAUGAGACCACAGAUCUGUGGACACACCAUUUGUGUGCGUGGAAUUUUGUGUUUGAGUGUUUGAACCUAAUGCAACAGCAACAAAGCCACUGAUACCCGAGCCCUUCGUGUCUGCUACAAACCAAGCAGGUGGUGCGUAUGUACUCACACUCACGUUCUCGGAGGAUCCAGGGAGGCCCAGGUACAUGCAGGCCAUGGCAGACACCCCACAUCUUCAUUACCCCAGGGGCUGCUGCGUGUCCUGGGAGGGUGUGUGUGUGUGUGUGGUGUGUGUGUGAGAGAGAGAGAGAGAGAAGGAUGUGACUGAAGUGUUGAUAGGUCUUCUCAUACUGAGCCCUCCAUGCUGUGGAUUGGACAGCUGUUUUGGGUGGGCAGAGAAAUGUGUAUUUCUUACUACCUAGAAUGCGGCUCUGUGUGUGUGUGUGUGUGUGUGUGUGUGUGUGUGUGUGUGUGUUAGGGGCUGUCUACAUGGUGUGUUUUUUGUUUUUGUUUUGAGACGGAGUCUGGUUCUGUCACCCAGGCUGGAAGUGCAGUGGCACAGUCUCAGCUCACUGCAACCUGUGCCUCCCAGGUUCAAGAGAUUCUCCUGUCUCAGCCUCCCAAGUAGCUGGGAUUACAGGUGCCCACCACCAUGCCCAACUAAUUUUUGUAUAUUUAGUAGAGAUGGGGUUUUGACAUGUUGGCCAGGCUGGGCUUGAACUCCUGACCUCAGGUGAUCCGCCCACCUUGGCCUCCCAAAGUGCUGGGAUUACAGGUGUGAGCUCCCACACCCAGCCUACAUGGUGUGUUUCUGCCCUGUGUAUUGAAACAUGCAUACAUGUGUGUGCACAGGCACUUCUAAGGAUGUGGCCCCAUAUGGGUUUGUUUCUCCAGUUGUCCUUGCCCCACCCCUCUCCCCAGAGGCGCUGCCCAGUACCAGUGUGACCACACAUGGCCACAUCGUUGUGCAGCCAGAGUUUCCUGCCUGCCCAGCCCCAGGGCCCUGCGUGCUCUCGCCCAGAUCCUCAUUUUUCUGUCUGUCUCUGCCCAGCAUAGCCCCAAGCCCCUGGAAGCUGGUACCUCUUGGUGUGCUCACACGUGGCAAGGCUGAGGUGGCCCAGGCAGGGGCCACACCAGGCACACACUGUGCAUGCUGGCAUUGGCAUGGGGACCACAUGAAUGCCUCCUGAUAGGGAAGGGCUGCUUGUAGGAAUGUUACUGACAGGACAAGAUGCCAAGGACUUCCCUGCACAAAUCAAAGAUCAGGGCAUGGCCCCUUACUCACACACCUGCCUCGGACCUGGGAGAGGACUGUGUGUCCCCACUGCCCCAUCGGAUGCUCUGGGCUCUGCCUCAGGGAACUCAGGUUUGGGGAACUGUUUAUUUCAGAUGUACUGGAGUGGCCAGUGUGGCAGUGGCCACUCAGGGUGGGCUGGGUCCCGAGACCCAUCCCCGACACUUCUCCUGCUGAACCCUCAGGCUGCUCCCCACACCAGGGUGCGACUAAGGGGUACACAGGCCCGGUUUCGGUGUGAGGAAGGGGCCAGUGCUUCCCCUGUUGUGUAGCCAGCACAGGUGCAGUUUGUGGAUUUGGUGGCUGGUAGGCGGAACUCAGGAAAAAGGACAAGGUUAGAGGCCUGUGGUCCAUGGCCCAGGAGCAUGGAGGGUGAACACACAAGGACACAAAUGUGCCCCACCCUGGCAAGAGGCUUACCUGUGCACAGGCGAGGGACUCGUGUUUGUGCAGACCCCAGGAUCCCAGGCCAUGUGACAUGUGCGUGUGUGGGUGUGUGUGCAUUGUGUGUGCGUUUGGCCAUACAGAUGUGACCUCCCAGAACAUAGUACCUCUCCGCCUCUACCCCCGCUCAGACAGCUGAGCUCUACCCUGUCCUGUGUGCGUGUCAGUGUGGCCACAUGUGGAACCCCAGGUGGGCUGUCCUGAGCUGGGGCCUGCCUGUCCCUUCCCAGAAUGCCCCUUUGCAGGACAGAAAGUCUGCCCCAUGUCUGGCUGCGGCCCUCCUGAUCCCAUCUCGGGCUGCUUGGGAGACAUCAGAGCAGGCCCCAGCCCCCAGUUCCCUCCCUGGCCGUCCCGACAGGACCCCCAUUCAGCCCAGGUGUUUCCGGAAGUCCCCGGCCUUGGGGCCACGGGAAAAGGGUGCAGUAUGGCUGGGGCACCGCUCCCACUGCCUGGAGUGGCAUUGGGCCCACAGCUGCUCAUCUCUGGGCCUCAGGUGGACCAGGGGAUCCCCGAGGAUCUGCUGCACCCCGACUUUUCUAUGCGUCCCCCACGUCCUAUGAUGUGCCUGCUUGUCGGCUGCCGUCUGUGUGCGUCCUGGCGUGUUAUCUAGGGGAUGGUGUCUUUUGCAUGUUCUCGGACAAAUGUGUGCUGCCUGCCCAGGCACCUACAACCAUCAAGCCCACGUGUGCCCUGAGGGUGGUCCCGGGCCUGGCCAGGGCUCAGUGCUCCUCCUCCCCAUCCUCCCUGUUCCCGCCCCUCACAAAGCACACUGCGUGUCCAUCCCAUGUGCCCGUGGGUCAAUGCACGCUCUUGCCACGCCCUGAGCGUGUACACAUGAUGUGUUCUAUGCAUUCACCUUGCCCCCCCAGCCCGCCCCGCAGAGGACAAGAUGGGUGGCCCCCGGCUCCCUUUCCCCCAACCACUCCUGCCCGCUGUGCAGCCGUGUGCGUUGGCGUGUGUUUCUGUGUCGCUGGCGUGUCACGUGAUGUAGCCGUGUUUGCUGACAUGAGCCCUUGCCCCCUUCUCUGUUUCUCCGUUGGUUUCUAGAGCUCUCUCCCUCCCCUCCCCAGAAGGGACAGGACUCCUGGGGCCUGGCUGGGGGCCCAGAGCCAGGCUGCCCUCUCCUGUUAGCCCUCAGAGUCCCAUUUCUCUCUAUUGGUGACCAAGUUGCAAAUGGAUAAAACACAGGAAAAUCCUGCCCCCCUUUCCGCCCUGCAUGUCCUGUCCCCAGAGCCCCCCACCCUACCCCGGGCCAGGCAGGGCCCUGUGGGACGGGAGAAAUAGCAACCAAUCCAACAGCGGG
Callithrix jacchus (white-tufted-ear marmoset) is the source of this 4619-nucleotide messenger RNA. RefSeq names its product syntaxin 1B (gene STX1B). Gene Ontology annotation, cellular component: endomembrane system; synaptic vesicle; SNARE complex. Gene Ontology annotation, biological process: exocytic insertion of neurotransmitter receptor to postsynaptic membrane; intracellular protein transport; synaptic vesicle fusion to presynaptic active zone membrane. Lineage: Eukaryota; Metazoa; Chordata; Mammalia; Primates; Cebidae. Gene Ontology annotation, molecular function: SNARE binding; SNAP receptor activity. The record is from RefSeq and is a predicted model, not a curated record.